AAGCGCAGAUUCCCCUCCAAACAAGCCCUAUGCUUUUUCUUCUCUUCUUCUCUCCCCCACACCCUCCCCCUCUCUCCCAAGAACAUCAUAUACCCCAUUGCUCAAAGAAAAUUAAGCCACUGGCCCCUUGAAGAUUGAGCUGAGAUUUCCGCACAACGGGUGCAAGGGCCGGAGGGGCGAGAGCAUUCCUUUCAGCGGGAAGCCGGCAACGCAUCUCCCCCUCUCUAUCUCCUCUUUCUCUCACCAGAGGCGAGUGAUGAAUCGAGGAGAAUUCCAGAGCUCCCUAGUGCAACAGAUGAUCUGGAGUGGCACUGGGGAUGGUGGUACCAGUAGUAUCAUGAGUAGCUUGAAGCCAUGCCACGAGGAACAAGAGGCGUCUCCCAAGCUGCCCUCCUUGUCUUCUCCCUCCAUGCUUUUCUCCCAGCAGUUUCCUCACAGCCCAUCAGGCCUGGGUCAUAUCAACGGCGGCACCUCUCUUCUAAGCUUGCAUGACGGCAGCACCGGCACCCAGGAGAGCCACAUGCCAGAGUCAUGGAGCCAGAUGAUACUCAGUGGGGGAUUGGUUGGAGAUCAAGAGAGAGAGGGAUACAACGCCACCACGGCUCUCCUGUCAAAGGGACUAGAGAAUUGGGGGGCUCAUCAGGCUGCUGUAAGUGCAUGCAUGGUUGGUACCAAGGAGGACGGCUCCAUGCCUCAGUCCGUCGCCGGAGGCGCUGCUUCUUACAACUUCUAUGGGAGCCAUCUUGCUGGUGACGGACAUGAGAUCCAGGCCAAGUCCCAGCUGAGCCAGAUGCUUCUGGCCUCCUCUCCUAGGUCAUGCGUCACCACAAGCCUGGGCAGCAACAUGCUCGACUUCUCAAACAGCGUGGCGCCGCCCCCUCCGGAGCUGAGGUGCCACCACCACUCCGACAACUCAUCCGAGUGCAACAGCACCGCCACAGGUUCAGCUCUCAAGAAGGCUAGGGUUCAGGCCUCGUCCUCAGCACAAUCUACUCUAAAGGUGAGGAAGGAGAGGCUAGGGGACAGAAUAACUGCACUUCACCAAAUAGUUUCCCCAUUUGGCAAGACUGACACGGCGUCUGUACUGCAAGAGACCAUUGGCUAUGUCAGAUUCCUCCUGGGUCAAAUUGAGGCUCUAAGCUACCCAUACAUGGGCCACGGCAGCAACGGGUCAUCCAUUCAAAAUGGACCAACUGGAGAAAGCAACCCUGGCCUCUUCCCAGAGUACCCCGGACAGUUGCUAAACCAUAAUAACAACACUGGAGGAGUACAGCAGCAGGCUCCAGGCCAACCAGAGCAGCAGGGUGCUGUGAAUGAAGAGGCGAGCAAGAAGGACCUGAGGAGCCGGGGCUUGUGCCUCGUCCCAGUCUCGUGCACGUCCCACUUUGGCGGAGACAACGCUGCUGACUACUGGGCCCCGGCGCCGCUUGGCGGGAUGAUCCUCCAGUAGAAGAGACGACUGGUCUUGCAGCAAGUAUAUGUGUUGUGCAUGGGGUGGUGCAGGAGUACGUAACAGCGCGCGUAAGUACGUACAUACCAUCAUGAGCAGUCACUCUACUAAGGCUGAUUGCUCUUGAUGCUAUGCUAUGCGAGUGUAGUGUAAUCAUAUCAUGGGGGUGAAAGCGAUUAAGCCUUCUGUAUCUGCAUUGUUCUCUGCGAAGAGGCUUUUCAUGAAGGAAGCUGUGCAUGGCCGGUCUAUUUCUUCUCUAGCUGGUCGUCCUCCUUCAGUCCUUGCAAAAUUUAUGGGUUUGUUGUAUAUGUAAAUCUAGCAAGUUAUAUAGUGAACUUUAAUUAUUAUUUUUCUGUC
Triticum dicoccoides is the source of this 1807-nucleotide messenger RNA. Its product is annotated as transcription factor bHLH68-like. Lineage: Eukaryota; Viridiplantae; Streptophyta; Magnoliopsida; Poales; Poaceae. Gene Ontology annotation, cellular component: nucleus. The transcript is spliced from 9 exons. The coding region runs from base 257 to 1450 and encodes 397 amino acids. The record is from RefSeq and is a predicted model, not a curated record. Gene Ontology annotation, molecular function: RNA polymerase II cis-regulatory region sequence-specific DNA binding; protein dimerization activity; DNA-binding transcription factor activity, RNA polymerase II-specific. Gene Ontology annotation, biological process: regulation of transcription by RNA polymerase II.